Gekko japonicus is the source of this 1022-nucleotide messenger RNA. Its product is annotated as transmembrane protein 56-B-like. NCBI's taxonomy places the organism in Eukaryota, Metazoa, Chordata, Lepidosauria, Squamata, Gekkonidae. Gene Ontology annotation, cellular component: membrane; endoplasmic reticulum. The record is from RefSeq and is a predicted model, not a curated record. Bases 1 to 765 code for a protein of 254 amino acids. Gene Ontology annotation, biological process: lipid homeostasis. The transcript is spliced from 6 exons.
AUGGAGGAUUCCACCCGCCUGGGCUACUGCGUGGUGGCCGCCAGCUUCGUGGCCUUCCAGUUCUGCUUCUCGGCCGCCAGCCCCCAGCUCUCCCUGUCGCUCUGCCCCGGCUACUCCGCCCUCCCCCCUGUCAAGCGGAGUGAGUGGAACUCCAGAUGUGUCUCCACUGUGCACGCAAUGGUGGUCGGCCUCUUCUGCCUGUACAUCCUGUGGUACGAUGACGCCGUCAACGCCAACCCCAUCUGGGGGGAGCCCCGCCUGGUCAAGCUGAAUGUCGCCAUCACCUGCGGCUACCUGCUGUAUGAUCUGUUGUUGCUCAUCCGCUACUGGAGGACCCUGGGAGAUUCUCUCUUUGUGUGUCACCACCUGGCGGCGCUGUAUGCCUACGGAUACGUGCUGAGCCGUGGGGUCCUGCCCUAUUUUGCCAACUUCCGGCUCCUCUCAGAGCUGUCCACGCCCUUCGUGAACCUCCGCUGGUUCUUGGACACGGUUGGCUGGCCCCGUUCCUCCUGGCUGGCCCUGGCCAACGGCCUGGCCAUGACCAUGGUGUUCUUUGUGGUGCGCAUCGCCGUCAUCCCCAGCUACUACGCGCAGGUCUUCGCCUGGUACGGCACUCCCGAGUACGGACGCCUGGGCCUGAGCGUGCAGCUGGCCUGGAUCGGGCCCAGCCUGGCUCUAGAAGUGCUCAACGUGGUCUGGAUGUAUCGCAUCACCCGUGGCUUCUACCGGGCCUUCUGCCAGCCCAAACCCCACAAGACAGCAUGAAGACAGAGCACCGGUGGCGGCACGUGCCUGACAACACCAGGGCAGAGCUGGAGGCCGUCUCUGAGUUAUUUCCGAACUCCUAGGACUUUACCACUGGGGCCGGGCAAGGACCUCCAGGCCCGUAGAAUGGGGGCAUUCGGUCUUCUGUUCCGUCGGAAGGAGAGCUUUGCCAUCCUGACCAGACUUGGCCACUGAGUCCGGGAGGGGGGCAUCUGUCCGUGUGGUGAAGAUGGACUCUCUCCCAGCAGCAUCUGACA